AUGGCAGAGAAAGAAGGGGGCAUAGUUAAGAAAGGCCACGAUGAAGGCUUGAAACUGGCAGUCUCUAUUCUCCAAAAAUUCGAACUCCCUCAAGGAGUUCUUCCCUUGGCCGGUGUGAUCGAAGUCGGGUUCGUCGAAAGCACGGGGUACAUGUGGAUCGUGCAAGAGAAGAAGGUGGAGCACGAGUUCAAACUGAUCAGCAAGCUUGUGAGUUAUGACACUGAAAUCACCGGCUACAUUGAGAAGAAGAGGAUCAAGAAGCUCAAGGGUGUGAAGGCCAAGGAGCUGGUGCUGUGGCCUCCAGUCAGUGAGAUCACAGUUGAUGAGCCACCAACUGGGAAGAUUCACUUCAAGAGCCUUGCUGGGAUCACAAAGACCUUCCCUGUUGAGGCAUUUGCUUAA
Molecule: messenger RNA, 402 nt
Organism: Prunus persica (peach)
Lineage: Eukaryota; Viridiplantae; Streptophyta; Magnoliopsida; Rosales; Rosaceae
Exons: 1
Coding region: 1-402 (133 amino acids)
Source: RefSeq, a predicted model, not a curated record